AUCAGCAAACUGGGAGACGACCUGCUCGUACAAGUUCUACUUCGUGUUCCGGAAGCUAGAUUCGCCUGCUGCUGCAAACUGGUCUGCAAGCUUUGGAACUAUCUCAUAUGUGAUCCCUACUUAAUUCGCUGUUUCGUUUCGCACCACCAAAGAAGGAAUGGCGGUGAAGCACUUUUGAGGCCUUCAGAUUCCAUCUUGAGCUUUCUUCCCGUGCCUGAUGAAGACUUUCUCGGUUAUGGAUUCCUUCAAGGACUUGCUUUUAUGCGGGUUUGGGAAAGAUUUCGAAAAUGGCAAACUUGA
This is a messenger RNA of Linum tenue, 300 nucleotides long. NCBI's taxonomy places the organism in Eukaryota, Viridiplantae, Streptophyta, Magnoliopsida, Malpighiales, Linaceae. The record is from the annotation of a GenBank genome assembly.